Molecule: messenger RNA, 876 nt
Organism: Trypanosoma theileri
Lineage: Eukaryota; Euglenozoa; Kinetoplastea; Trypanosomatida; Trypanosomatidae
Exons: 1
Coding region: 1-876 (291 amino acids)
Source: RefSeq, a predicted model, not a curated record
AUGUUCCGCGGCAAUCUGCCUUGUCUUGCGUCUCUUCGCUAUCGUCGGCCGUACUGGAUGCUUUUCCUCACUGGUGUGGACAACUGGAAGAUUUACACCGUCAUUCAACAGCCAGACCACCAGCGAACAGAGAUGCUGUACCAGGCCUGGCUUGGUGGACUCGACAGACCCUACACACGCCCAAAGUGUAUGGCCCACCAGCCACUGUGGCUCAGUAAGAAGCGACACAUGUUGCGCAAAGACCGCCUGGAUGGACCGGAAACACCAUUAGAGAAAUAUGUGUUGGAGUGGCACAGACGCUUUCACUCCUUUCAGGGAACCGAGCGACCCACCGUGGAGGAUUUACACACCGCACUGGACUUGGUGGAGCGACCACUAGAUCUCAGCUACGCAUUUCAACUGUUAAAUCAAUGUCGUAAUAUUAAUAAUAUCCGUUUCGCAGAGGACACUUUUCUUCUCUUUUUAGAGGCUUGUCUACGUGUUGACAGGAAAGAUUGUGCGGUGUAUGGGGCAGAGCAUGCUGAGACUUUGGGUUUUUGGUAUAUUGACGAGAAUCAUCGACGGUAUCUUAACGGAGAGCAGAGUUGGUAUAAGUUAUCCCCGCUGGAUAACAUGUAUUACCCACUGGAGGAGAAUACAGAACUCAACGCCGGGCGGUCGUCAACAUCACCGGCGGGCACUACGCAGUCAGAGGCUGACCGUACUGUAAAGACUCCAGCUGCAGAGAUAUUAGGGGCAGAAACAGCAGAUGUUUCUCCAUCUGGAGUUGGAAUGGAGGGAGUGGAGAGUAGUUCUGUGGAUGACGAAAUUGCACGUCUUGAGGCUGAGUUAGCUGCAUUGGAGAAUGAGGAAAGCAAGAGCAACUCAAAGAAGUGA